CGCGAGCAACUUAUAAAAGCGCGAGCGACGCGCCCGGGGCGCACAGAUCUGCAGCCCGCGCCAUGGCCACACGCACGCCUCGAGCCGCCUCCGCCGCCGCCGCCGCCUUCCUAGUGGCGCUCGCCGCAGCUGCAGCCGCCCCAGCACAGCUCCCCCCUGAACUGAAGACAUGCAAACAGACAGACCCUCAAUACAACGACUGCUUGAAAAAUGCAUUGCAGGGGGCAUUACCCUCGCUAUCUAAAGGCAUCCGAAGCCUAGAGGCACAGCCGGUUGACCCGCUCACAAUCACGUCGCUCUCCAUCUCUGAGGAGAAGGACAAACCAGUGGCCAUCAACCUUGACUUCAGCAACUUCCAGAUCACAGGCAUCUCCAGUGCCAUCAUCGACUCUUUCGAGAUGACGCCCGGCAGUUACGACAUGAAGAUCAAGGCACACACGACAGGACCGCUGACGCUCAUUGGAAAGUACAAGAUCGAUGGAAAAGUCCUCGUGCUGCCCAUUCAGGGAGAGGGCGACUGCAAACUCAUUAUUGACAACAUUGAUGCCCUCUUGGACCUGAAGGGCGCACCGCUGGAGAAAGACGGACACACGUACGCUGACAUCAAGGACUUCAAGUUCUCCUUCGAUACUAAGAAAAUGACCUUCGACUUCAACAACCUGUUCAACGGCGACAAGGCAUUAGGCGACAACAUGAACAAGUUCCUGAACGAGAACUGGGAGGAGAUCUUGAAGGAGCUGAAGCCAAGCAUUGAAGAGGCGUUCGGACUGGCAUUCAAGGAUAUUGCCAACAACGUGUUCCACAAGGUGCCCUACACCGAUGUCUUCCAAACCAAAUGAAGACAGCGUCUUCGUGUCACUCGUCAGAAUAGCGCACCACUGCUGCUCCAUCCACACAUCUGUCAAACCAGUGUACUUGUAGUAUACACCACAAAUAAAUAAAACUGUGUGUACUUAA
Molecule: messenger RNA, 957 nt
Organism: Schistocerca nitens (vagrant locust)
Lineage: Eukaryota; Metazoa; Arthropoda; Insecta; Orthoptera; Acrididae
Product: protein takeout-like
Exons: 6
Coding region: 63-839 (258 amino acids)
Source: RefSeq, a predicted model, not a curated record